Molecule: messenger RNA, 984 nt
Organism: Mucor velutinosus
Lineage: Eukaryota; Fungi; Mucoromycota; Mucoromycetes; Mucorales; Mucoraceae
Exons: 2
Coding region: 1-984 (327 amino acids)
Molecular function (GO): protein binding
Source: RefSeq, a predicted model, not a curated record
AUGGUAGCAGGAACAGAGGGAUUUUAUGCCGUCAUUAUCGUCUGUCUCGUUGCUUUUCUUUCAUUAUCAGCAUGUCUCGGUCUUCGUAUUUUAAGGCGUAUGAAAUCUAAAGGUGAUCAAGAGCCACUGUCUACAUUGGCGCGCAAUGAUUGGCAGCCAUUACAAUCUGUUGCUGUCGAUAGAGUAGUGGAUGAUCGAACAUUGCAAGCUGUAUAUAAAUGGCAAUCCAAAUACCCUCCCAAUACAACACACUAUAUAGACGUAACAAAGCAACCUGAAGUCAUUGAUAAAGGGGUUUUAGCUUGGAGAUUCAUUGAAACACCUACCACCGCUGAUUCCGAAGAAGAAAGUAAUGCAGCCAUCAUGGACGAUCCCUCCAGUAUCGUAUUUUGUCAGGGACAAGGCAGCAUCAUGGCCAAUCUACCUGUGCCCAUGCAAGAAUUCAGUUAUUGGGAAGUCAAAGUGCUGCAAUUGAGCGAUCAAGAUACACUGGCUAUUGGAUUUGCCACCAAACCCUAUCCUCGCUGGAGAAUACCAGGAUGGCACCGACAUUCGAUCGCUUAUCACUCCAAUUCAGGCACCGUGUUUGCCAGUGAUCCGUCCUUUGGCAGGUCGUAUGGACCUGCUGUGAAGGAAGGCGAUGUUGUUGGUGUAGGUUACUUGUACCAAAGUGGUACUGUAUUCUUCACUCGCAAUGGACAGAAUCUUGGAAAAGCAUCGAUUGGAUUCAAGUAUCCCGUGCAUCCCGUUAUUGGAUCCAUAGGGCCUUGCAAUGUCUCUGUCAACUUUGGACAUGAGGACUUUUUGUUUGGUGCUGCAAACCAAAGAGAAGCAGCGUUUGCACCAAGACGUACAUCAGCACCUCCACCUGCUUACGGCGGACACACAGACGAUGUGCUGUUUGAUGACGAGCAUCCUACAGCCCAGCAUUUGAACUACAUAGACCGUCCUACAUUAACCCCCCCACCUCCAUCGUAUUCGUGA